CGGGCGGCGGGGCGGGGCGGGCGGGGCGGGGCGGCCCCGGCGCUGUCCCCGGUGCUGGCGCGGUCCCGGCCCCGCUCCGCCGGGAUGAUGCAAUCGGCAGCGCCCGCCGCCGGCACGGCCCCGCGCCGCUGAGCGGAGCCGCACCGAGCCGAGCCGGGCUGAGCUGAGCUGCACCGAGCCGAGCCCAGCCGGGCUGAGCUGCACCGAGCUGAGCCGCAUCGAGCCGGGCUGAGCUGAACUGAGCCGCACCGAGCUGAGCCGAGCCGGGCUGAGCCGGGCUGAUCUGAGCCGUGCCGGUCGAGCCGAGCCGAGCCGAGCUGAGCCGGGCUGAGCCGCACCGAGCUGGGCUGAGCCGAGCCGAGCCAAGCAGCGGGAGAGGCGGGCAGCUCGGCGCAGCGCAGCGCACCGGACCGGAGCGUACCGGAGCGGAGCGUACCGGAGCGCACCGUACCGGAGCGGAGCGGAGCGCACCGUUCCGGGCAGCCCCGCGGCGCCCCGGCCAUGUCCCCGCCGCCCCCCGGCCCGGGGCCGCUGCCGCCGCGGGAGCCGCCGGAGCCCGGCCGGCCGUAGCGCGGGGUUUCUGCAAGUCAUCCGCCCACCGCCGCCCUGCCCGGCCCCGCUCCGAGGACCCCGGUGGGAUUUAUGGGGUUUUUGCGCUUUUCUCUCCUUUCUUCUUCCUCCCCUCCCCGCCGUGCUGUGUGUACCGCUUCCUCUCGGCACCUGCCGCGGUUAACUUUCCUGUGACUCGGUUUAACUCUUGGGAUCUCCGUGGAUGUUGCUGAGAGCACUUUUCUUGCCUUUGCUGCCCCUUGCCGGGACCGGAUUUGGUGCUAAGCGGGCUCUGUGUGCCUGUGUGUGUGUUCUGAGUGUCCUGAGAUGUUGCUUUGCUGCACAGAGCUGUGCGUUACUUGUAACCAAGACCCGUGAAGGAUCAUAGGCUUGGCUUGACCUUGAUUUUGAUGGCUUUGUUGGAAGAUCUGAUGAUGUGAUUGCAUUUCGUGAAGUGAUUGCUCUACAGCCCUUAUGGCUUAGGAUACAAGCCACUUCUGCCACACAGUUACCCAUGGACGAUUCCCAUUUUUUUUAGACAAACCUUUAUUUAUUUUUUUUUCUUUUGUUUCCUCACUUUCCUCUCACCCCAUUUCUUCUUGAUGUUGGGAGCCUUAUUCUACACUUUGCUGUGAUCGACCGUCCUGCUGCUCCUUGCUGCUGGUUUCUUUUUUAAAAUACAAUGGCUCUAAGUGGCAACUGCAGGACUUACCUUCCUGCUCGGGAGCAGGGCACCGGGCUGCACUCCUUCCCGGAGGUCGUGGAGCUAAACGUGGGUGGCCAGGUUUACUUCACUCGCCACUCCACCUUGGUUGGCACCCCUCACUCCCUGCUGUGGAAAAUGUUCACCCCAAAAAGAGACACAGCCAACGAUCUGGCUAAGGACUCCAAGGGAAGAUUCUUCAUCGACAGAGAUGGCUUUCUUUUCCGCUAUAUUCUGGACUAUCUCAGGGACAAGCAAGUGGUUCUGCCCGACCACUUCCCAGAGAAGGGGAGGCUCAAGAGGGAGGCUGAGUACUUCCAGCUCCCGGACCUGGUCAAACUGCUGACUCCCGACGACAGCAAGCAAAGCCCCGACGAUUAUUGCCACAGUGACUAUGAAGAGGUCUCCCAAGGCAGUGACACGAGAAUAUGCCCCCCCUCGUCGCUCUUACCAUCGGAUCGGAAGUGGGGAUUCAUUACCAUUGGGUACCGGGGGUCAUGCACUAUUGGCAGGGAGAGCCAAGCAGAUGCCAAAUUCAGGAGGGUCCCAAGGAUUUUGGUUUGUGGAAGGAUUGCUCUGGUCAAAGAGGUCUUUGGAGAAAGUUUGAAUGAAAGCAGAGACCCAGACAGAGCCCCAGAAAGGUACACCUCCAGGUUUUAUCUCAAGUUCAAGCAUCUGGAGAGGGCUUUCGACAUGUUAUCCGAGUGUGGAUUCCACAUGGUGGCCUGCAACUCCUCUGUGACAGCUUCCUUUGUCAAUCAGUACACUGACGACAAGGUCUGGUCCAGCUACACCGAAUAUGUCUUCUACCGUGAGCCAUCCCGCUGGUCCUCGUCCCACUGCGACUGCUGCUGCAAGAACGGCAAAGGCGACAAGGAGGGCGAGAGCGGCACGUCCUGCAACGAGCUGUCGACAUCCAGCUGUGACAGCCAGUCGGAGGCCAGCUCCCCGCAGGAGACCGUCAUCUGCGGCCCCGUCACGCGCCAGCCCAACAUACAGACUCUGGACCGGCCGGCCAAGAAGGGCCCCGUGCAGCUGCUGCAGCAGUCCGAGAGCCGGCGGAAGAGCGACCUGCUGCGGACUCUCACCUCGGGCUCCAGGGAGUCCAACUCCAGCAAGAAGAAGGCGGUGAAGGAGAAGCUCUCCAUCGAGGAGGAGCUAGAGAAAUGCAUCCAGGAUUUCCUCAAAAUCAAAAUCCCAGACAGGUUUCCGGAAAGAAAGCAUCCCUGGCAAUCAGAACUGCUGCGGAAGUACCACCUAUAGGCUCUGGGCAGGAAGGCGUGGAGCCUGAUUGCCAUUACUGCGAGAUACUAAGUGAUACAAAAAUAAUUCCCAACAAUAAUUAUUUGUUAGGUCACAAAAAAAAAAGAAAUCCAUCUCUAUAGUACUGCCUAAUUUGCCUAUUUCACCUUAACAUUUAUAGUCAUAGGGUUACGAUAUUUUUCCAGUCGUGGAAGCACAAUGACAAAUGCUUUUAUUUGUAAACUCUGAGUCUUACACAAGCUGAAUACCUUAAGGGCACAACAAUACCGACAACACAAGAUGCUCGCGUGCAGAUGCUGCUGGUGCCAGUGGGAACACGCAGGCAGCGGCGGGGCGGCGCGUGGCUGCAUGCCUUCUGCACCCCCCUGCCAGCUCGGUGGUUUAGAGGGGUGUGCACUGCUCACAGGAGCAAGCUAUGCCGUGGCAGUUUACCUUAAGCACGUGUGUAUAUAUAUAUGUGCAUAUAUAUAUAUGUGUGUAUAUAUAUCUCUGUGUAUAUAUAUAUGUAUAUAUAUAUAUCAAUAUAUAUUGCUUAAAGAUUUUCUGGCUCUCUCCUUGUAACUGCACUUUCUCAGAAAAGAGCAUUUUUUUAGCAGCUGUAGAUGUUCCAGUUCUUCUUCAGGUCUUUGAGGGUUGAAUAGUAAAGAAACCCCAGGAGAAACCCCAUCACACUGCCUCUCACUCUUUUUUUUCCCCUUCUCUGAGACACUGUAAAUGCAUUUCAGUGGAGACCAGGGACAAGUGUGUGGGUCUUUGUUGCCAUCAGCAAAAUAUUCCAUUUGUUUCUGGUGAGCUCAUUCCAUCUGCGUCCUCCCCACGCCUCUUGUUGUGCUCCUCCAGGCUUUCUGGUGACAGCGGGCUGAACCUGUAAUGCUUCCAGCGGAAAGACAGAGGAACAUUUCCAGGCGGAGCGAGGGCAGGUGGAGCAGCAGCGCGGUGAGGAUGGCGGGUCUCUGCCUGCCUGCCAGGCACGUUUGCCAGCAGUGCCUGGCUCGAGCCGGCAGGACGAGCAGACGCUCGGUCCCAUCCAGCACAGAAGCAAAUACAAGAAAUUAUCAGCCUAACAAGAUACGUUUAAUGCUUUGACUGGCAGGGAAUCAAUUGCUAGAGGACAGGAGCAGCGCUGUUGCAGCUACGUGCAUUUCAAGAGAAAAUUGAAAACCAAGAAGGACGUAGCCAUAUUCCGUGACAGAGGUGCUGUCUGCAUGCAGGUCCUGUUCACGGCCCGUGGCAUGAGCCAGCAACCACGCUGAGCAUGCCCUGGGGCCCACAGGGAGGUGGGACCCAGGGAAGGGCUGUGGGUGCACAUUGGUAGCCAGCAGCAGGGGCUGGGGAGCAGAGAGCCCUGAGACCGGGGUCUGAGCUCCGUGGGGAGCCCAGGGUGCUGGGGCUGGCCGGGGGGCUGCGGAAGAGCGAACUGCUCCGGAUAACUGGUGUUGGCUGGGAACGAGCUGCUAGAGUACUUGAGAGAAAUUAUUUAUUUUCUAAAGGCAGGAAAGGAAGGAUACAUAUAUAUGGGAACGGAUAGUGCUGGUAACAAACCACUUUGGUUCUGACUUAUUUAGCAUCCUCCAGGUUCCAGAGCUCUUGAAUUUCACACUGCUGUGGGAGAUGAUGUCAAGUGUGCACAAAUUAUUUCUUGCUGAUCUUAAUGCAGUUUCAGGAAGGUGGUUCUUUUGUGCUCAUAAGGCUCUGUUGUUCCCACACAACGGGCGAGGAAGUCUUUGUUUUGCCAGAUGAGUCCUAAGGUCCGCAUGAGCACAGCUUCAUAGCCAUCGCUUGGCUGUAGAUGUCAAGCAGGAGUUUAUUGGUGAGGAUGCAAAUUUUACCAGCAAACAAGGAAGCAAUACGUGUCCAGAGUGAUCCUUAAGCACAAGCUGUCUGCAAGGAGGGGAACAAAACUUCCCAGCAAUACAUCUCCAAGUCAUUGGAGAGCACAGUUUGGAGGUGGCAGCUUGGCAUCAUCUCUGCUGUGUUUUUUACCAGGAUUUUACAUGUGAGAUGCUCGUAUCUGCCUCCUCUUAGCAGUGUGUUGGUUUAUGACAUUUCCCCCCUUGCCCUGGCACCAAGGCGCAGUUUUGACAGAACUGGGGAGCAAAUGGGGCUCUCCCACAGGAUUUGCAGCCAUGUGCGCAGUUCAGGGUGGAUCGUGCAGCUGAAACCUUGCAGCUUCCCUCACUCCAGGGCAUUCCCUGGCUCCUUUUCACAUCAUAAGUGUUUGGGCUAUAAAAUACAAGUGACAGGGUGAAAGAAUGGUGCUGGGUGUGCGUGUGUGCGCCUUCCCAGAGUGAUGCUGGGGGUGUACAGGGCUGCAGGAUGAUUAAUAACUGUGGAAAAAUUAGACCCAAUGAAAUACACCCAAAUGGGCUUGAUUUAUGUGACCUUCAUGUCUUCAGUUUUAGAUGAAAUGGUUAUUACUCUCCAGCGCUACAGAAAUAAAGGUCUUAAACCUCAGUAACCAUGGGCAGCCCAGCCCGCAAGGAAGCACAGAGCUGUGUCACCGGUUGGAUGGGUGUGCAAGGAGCGGGUGUGCCCAGGCACACGCGGGUGCACACGUGUGGGUGUGCUGUGUGUGUCCCUACACAUGUCUGUGUUUCUGCAGGGCUCUGAGCCCGCUGUAACUUACACUGUGGUAUUGCACAGGGUAAUUUAGCACUGGGGGUUGUGCUUCAUGGCUUUUUGUUUCAGGCUGACUGGCAAGCUCACGCGAGCCCUUGUGCAGAUGGCAGGAGCUGUCUGCCCGCCCUGGAUGGGAGUUGGGCGACACGUGGGAUGCUGCAGAGCAUCCGCUCCUGCUGCCCGCCUUUGUCCCAGAUGUCCCCUUCCUGUCCCCUGCCUCAGCUGCUCUUCCAGAGCCAGGCUUUGGGCACGUCCCUGUGUACCGUCACCAGCCGCAGGGUCCCCCGGGGCACAGAGCAUUACUUGGGAAGACCUCUUCCCUAAAAUAGUGUCAUACAUACGUACACAUGCAUAUACACACAGAUACAAACAUAUACAUAGAUACACAGCUAGAGAGAUUUGUACAUGCACCUUGGGAGGCGAGGCGUGAAUUCAUGCCUCGGAGGCAAGGUUUGUUCUGCGCCUGCAGGAGCUGGCACUGCUCACCGAUCGUGGGGGCGGGAGGUACCUGCAGCAGGGGUACCGAGCGGCUUGCUGUGCCCCUCGCCAGCUUGGCAGUGAGAUGUGGUCACUGCUCGGCCCCAGGGCACCAUCCUCCCGCUGGGCUCCUCCCGGGGUCUGCACAGGUGGGUGGCCGCGGGCAGGAUGCGGCCCUGCUCCCACUCGUGGCUGAGCCAAGGCGAUGAGGGCGAGACAGGAGGUGGAGGUGAUGCAGUGGGGAAAUGGGACAGGAAUAACAAAAUUGUCUAAAACGUAGCUGGCUUUUGACUCUAAAAAUAUUCGGCUCAAUUCUAAUUUGUUUCAGUGAAAGAACCUCUGCCGAUCCGUAGGACAUUGUUGGUCACUUACUGGUAGCAAGCCAAAAUGACACAGUUAACAGAGGACUUUAUUCUUUCUCAAAUAUCUGGGGAGCAAACUGGUAUUUGAGCUACUUUCCAUGCAUAACUAAGACCAAAUAUGAGUUCUGUUGAAAUUAAAUUGAAAACAUACAUUGACUUCAGUGGGACUGAGACUCCUAAAAUGCCUUUUCUCACAAAAAAAAAAAAUGGGCAAUUGUGUCAGUGAAGAUGAGAGAAGGCCAUUAAACUGUAAUAACAUUCACAUCCACUCACACCGCUCACUACAUCUACGUGCAGCAACCGGGACUUGCCGUUCAGCGGCGGGGUUGUGGAGCCAAUUUUUGGCUGCCUCGGCAUGCCCCAGGGGGCCUGCUGAGGAUGCUGGCAGGGGGCAGCUGCGUGUGGCCGGGGGGACAGGGAACUGGUGCGUGGUGGCACCCCCGGCUCGGGCUGCUCCUGGUGCAGCCCCACGCAGCCCCGCCAGCCGCUCUCUGCCGCAAUUAGCGGUGUUUGCAGGGCUGUCGCUGCAAACCCAGCCACCUCGAGGACUUGGACAUCAGAGGGAGACAGAGGCAGAACAUGUGAGUUUACACAGAUCCAUGUGGACCAAAUUAUUUCUUUCCCCUAGGUCAUGCAUGCCCCAUAUAGACACUUCACAGUACUCUGAUGGAAAUGUUUUGGGUUAAUUCUAGUUUUGUGAGGUAGUUUGUUCCUUCUCUCUGCAACGCUGUAGGCUGAAGGAGGAAACUAGGCUGAUCUGUAUUGGCAGAGACCUCAAUGUAAGCGAGACCUUCAGCCAGCUCCCAUUGCUCUCCUAGCCCUGGGAAGGCUGAAGAAACCUUUCCAAUUUCCUACCCUGCCGUGAAGCCCUUUCCAUCGUUGCAAGUAUGCGCGUGGACUUGACAUUCAGAGUACUUUAUGCAUAAGGCCCCAUGUAUAUCAUGGUACAAAAUAAUUGUCCAGUCUUAUGGAUAGUUUAUGCCCCAGCGGGGUUUUGUAGAUUAAUAGUAAAAGAACAAAAAAGCACUUUUAAAUUAUUUAUAUUAUAAAAAGACAUUCUUUAUUUUUCUUGGCAUCGAUAUCACUUAGCUAAAAAUCAGUUUAUAAGAAUGCUAUUACAGAUUUUAAACUAUAGCAAUGAUAAAGCAAACACGAAAAAGCGGAGUUCAGAGCUGAGCAGAGGCCAAACCUCCCGGCGCGAGGCAGCGGGAGCACGGGGCCCUCCGAGGGCUCCCCCCCGCCCAGGUCGUGCAGCCACGCGUGCGCUCGGGGGGGGCAAAUGCCACCAGUGCAAUAUUCUCACAGCCAACACAGGACGUAGAGGGGGGUUUGGUGACUUGUGACUUUGUGAUCUCUACGGGGCCUUGCUCAUGUUACAUUUUCGGACCUCAUACAAGCACUUAAUGACUUUGCCGAGGCUGAGUCAGUCUGUUGCACAUUGAUGUAGAUUAAGUGGCACCCACUGAAUUACCUCUUCUACUUUCCGACGUGGUUCACUUGUACAUAAGUGUAAUGUCAAAUUGUUUACAGGUUAUUUUGUGCGUAAUUGUGGAAACAAAAAUUUUAACUACAAAUUUAAAGGAAUUGAUUUUACUGGAAGGUGUUAAAAAAAAAAUGAAUGUGCUUAAUACAGUAUAGACAUCAUUGAUUAUGGUCUCACAUGAAUGCAUGUAUCUCCGUGUUGUCAGUCCCCACCAGUGAGGUUAUUGGCAAUAUUCUGCAGUCUGUGAAUAGCAAAUAUGCAUAAACUACUGUGACUCUGACAAAUAUAACUCAGUAACUGUUUCUACUGUGGUAUGUAAAAAAACAAAACAAACAAAAAAAAUCAACCUGUAGCUUUUAGCCUGCUGUAUUUCCCUGGUACAAAGAACACCGAGACAGAAAGAGACAAGUUGGGAAAAACCGAAGCCGUCACACCCGUGACCUGGGCAGAGUCACUUGCCCAGUGGCUCCUGCCAGGUGGCUUUGGUCCCGCUGCCAAAAAAGCCUGCGUGCAGAGGCUCUGAGGUGGUAAACCUCGUGUUGCUGUUGCCCUUCUGCUCCAGCGUCAUGGCUGGCAGAAGAGCCGACCUUUUGUUUAGGAUCCUGGUAAAUGAAGAGAGGAAUUAUAUAUUCAUGGCUCUCAUAAGUGGGUCAGGUGUUACACGAUACGCUGCAGAAACGUACAGCUAUCAGCACUGUGGUGCUGGGUGGCUGAAAUCUGCAGCUAAUCUGUGUCUGCCAUCCAGAUCUGUGCGGAUACACUGCAAGAGCACAGACAAGAAUAAAUAAGUUGGUAUCCUUCACCUGUCAUAUAUAUACACACAUAGAUAUAUAGAUAGAUACAUACACGCUUUCUUGCCCACUGUAAUUUAGCAUUGCCUCCUGUUAACCAGUUCUUUACAGAUUGGGGAUAAUUCUCUGAUUAAAUUUUUGAGUUUUAUUUUCCUCAUUUAUUUCUGUGAGAGGCUGAAAGCACCAGUUCAGUGAUUGCAGGCUGGCAUCCUUCUUCCUCCCCACCUUGAACAGGGCUUUUCUGAUGCCGUGAUUGGAAAGUACUGUCACCAGCAGCAAUACGUCUGGAAGAGCCAUCGUUGCAUCAGGGGUUACCUGCCAAAGUAUUUCCAAGCAUACUUUGAAAUACUUUAUUGUGCUUUUAAGGCUGCCCCGUGAAGGGAAGGAAUGCAAUUCUACAUUCUCGGAAUGACAGAGGUGUAACUUGUGUUCACUGUCACGUUUCCUUCCACCCUUCUCGGGGGUAGUUGCAGCAUGGCACCGCUGGUCUCUGCAUUCUCAUCGCUCCUCCACGCUAACAUGACUCAAAUAGAGAAGCAUAGCUGUAGGCAAGCUGGGGCUGGAAGAGCCAGCAAAGCAGGCAAUUGCUCACUUGUGUGGCUGAAUAUCCUGGGAUGAUUUUUUUUUAUUAUUAUUUUUUAAUGAUUUUUAAUCUUUGGUACUUGGCUGAUCUCCAGUGGAGCCCUUUCUGACGGUCCCUUCCUGGGAGCAGGCGAGCAGACCCUGGAUUUGUGGAGCUCGUCCCAUCUGGUGCCUUGCCGAGCAGGGAUUCGGGUGCUGCAGUGUCUGCACAAGCAUAUGGGAGGCAAAGCCCUUCUGGAAGUUCAUCUCGGAUGGCGAGGCCUGUGUGAGCAGCCACAGCCACCUGCAGACGGCUGGGGACAGCGAGCUGGGCAGGACGGCAGAGGACGGAGCCUUCUGGUGGGAUGAGCUCACAUCUGGAUCGGCGACCCCAGGCCUGGAGCUGAGGGGACAGGGAGAAGGGCGGCAGUGGGGAGCUGCUGGGCCAGCCUGGGGUGGCUGCGAUCAUGGCUCGCUCAGCAGUGCGCUGGUCUUCGGAGAAAUCAGAAGAGGAGAUGCUGCUAUCACCAGAUUUUUAUUAGAAACGGCACAGGUUACUUUUCCAGGUAGGCUUUUUUGUCCUACUGAUACAUAUCCAAAUUAUUGCAAGUGUUCAGAGCUGGUAACAGCAACCAGGAACAGCAAACAGCUGGGCUCCAAGUGUCUGUGGAAAUGCUGCACCAGUGUAUGGUAUGGAUGAGAUCUUUGUGACUAAUGGACUUUGACUUUGCAGAACUUUUUUUUUUUUUUACUUUUUUUUUUUUUCAGACAAUUUGGAAUAAACAAAAUGUAUUAUUUUUUUUUUCCCUUUUUUAUGUGAAACUACAAAUCUCAUUUUGUCUGACCUGAAAUGACAGCAAUGUUUCACUUCAAAUGACAACAAAAUUAAUAACAAUUUGUUACACCCCUCUUUGUUCUGUUUUUUCUUAGUUAGACCAGUUUUGAACUGUUGGUCUUCUGAGAAUAGAAGUUGAAUCAUUCACUUCUGAAAUGACAAGUUACUCAUUUUUGCACAUUUCACCAUGCUCUCUUGUGCCCUUUUUCCCAGCCAUUGCUUCUUUCCAGACCCACCAUGCAUUCCCAAAUGCCCCCAGCUCCCUCAAGGGGCUGGCCUCUGCCCCCCAGCCUGGCCACCACCUCGUGUCUGCUGGCUGUGAGCCCCCAGCGAGCACCGCCGCUGUUCCCAGAGCAGAGCAGUGCUCCUGGGGGCUGGCUCCCCUGCACCCCCAGCCAGUUCUGCUAGAUGCCCCUCACAGCAACCAUGACAACUCUGCUCCUUCCAACAACUGUGUCUCUUCGUAAUACACUGUGGCUUUUUCAGAACAGCACAUUUUUCUGAAAAUAUUUUAAGCAGCUCUACUUGUUUGCCUGUGCCAAUGUAAGCCAUGCUCUGAGGUUUCGCAUUAUCAGGGAUGCACACAGGCAUCUCAGUCUGUGAUGCUGCAGGCAGACCAUACUGAUUUUUCCCAGGAAAAAGUCCUGUACAACUGCCCAGGCUUCUGGGAGCUGUAGUGAGGUGUUCUGGGCUGUUACCAUUGCCCAGAAAGACACAAAGAAAAGAAGAAAGAAACCAAUUCAAGAUCAAAGUUUGUUUUGUAAAAAUUACUUGCUUUCCUUUGCUGGCUCAAGAGAUCACAAGCAGAGCAGUAGCACUCUACCCGUUCUUUCACUUCUUUCAACUUCAUUUAAUUAUGCUAAUACUUCAUUAUGUCGAGGCAGUGCUGGGGGUAGCCACGGGGAAGCCGAGCUCUAAGAGCAUGCCUCAGUACGGCGCUGUCGUGGCUGCAGGGCCGCAGGUACCAGGUGCCAGCAGAAAGCUCUUCAGCACCAGCACGCUCCGUGCUGCAUAACAAAAGCCAAUUAGCAAGGCUCCAUCUCCCUGGUAAUAAAUCUUAAGAGAAGCUGAACUGUUCUGGAAUACAUUAUUUUCUUCAUUUCUUUUCAUGUACAAAGGAAUCAAAAAGCUUGCUCUUUAUUGAUAGCUGAGGUGAAGCCAAAUUCCAGCAGGUCGCGAGGAAAAGGCCCUGUUCACACCACAGCCCAGGCUUCCCCUGCUUGCCCCUCUGCAGCACGGCAGAGUGCUGUGGUGUCUCAUCUCCCUUUUCAUCUUGCCCAGCCCUUCCCGUCUGUAAGGGAGGAGAAGGCACCGAUGCAGCCACCACGGCUGGUGGAGGCCUCCUGCCCGCAGGGCACAGCUCUGCUGCCCCGGGGGCAGGUUUCUGGGGCAGGAAGCUGAAUUUUUGCUAUUCCUAGCACUUCUCAGUACUGUCUCCUUCUUCUGUAAGAGAGGGUGAGAAAGAGCAGUGGGUAUUCAGAUUAGAGUACCUGUAUGAUAAUUACUGCAGGUUUAAUUACCUCCCUUGCACACUGCGCAAUGUGCAUGGAAAGUAGGAGUGAUGCGUUUUGAUACCAGGUGGUAUCAGAAAAUAAUUUUAAUCUGCCUUACAACUAUAUAAUUAAAGGAUCUAAUAUAUAGAAAUAUAUAUAUACACACAGACGUAUAUAUUUCUGUUUCUUGCUGAUCGAUUCACAGCGGUUCAGUGCCCGUGAGAGCCAGCAGGCCGGCGGCAGCAGGUCAGGCACGGCCGGCUCUGCGCGGUGCGGCUGCGCUGCUCUGGGUGCCGCGGGGAGACCGGCACCAACCCCUUCUGCACACACUUUGGAGGGGAGGACACCUCUCCUGGGUGGACAGUCACCCAACAUGACACGCCAUCCAAGCAGUUAUACAGUGAGGAAGGUCUCGGGGAGGGCUCCGUUGCCCGUCUGCUUCCUUUCUGCUGGCUGCCCUCAGCAGUUCCACCAGACCAAGGGGCAGGCCGAGCAGGGAGUAACCGAGCAGGCCAGUGGGCUUGGCAGAAAUGGGGAUGAAUCAUUGCUGUGCCCCAAAACCAGAGGGAACUGAGCUCGGCAGCGUGCCUGGUGGAGGAGGAAGAGCCUCCGCACAGGCAGGCAGCACAGGGGGCUGCAGGGCAAAGACGAGCCCUCCUGCAGUUUGCAGCCAGUCCUUGCUGCUUGUGCUGCUUCUGCUCCUGCUCCUGAGAGCUGAGGGACCGGUGCUGGCAGCAGCCGCCCCUUAGGCUCCUCCGGUCAGAGUGCAGGGGAGAAAUCUGUAAAUACAGCAGGUUAAAAACUGGCAAAGUAACUGCGGAUCUGUAUUUAAAGCAGAUGUUUCCCAUGUUUUGUAGUAUCGUUUUAUUGAUAAAUAAAAAUCGACCAAAGACAAAAA
Anas platyrhynchos (mallard) is the source of this 12034-nucleotide messenger RNA. RefSeq names its product potassium channel tetramerization domain containing 16 (gene KCTD16). The record is from RefSeq and is a predicted model, not a curated record. Gene Ontology annotation, cellular component: presynaptic membrane; signaling receptor complex; postsynaptic membrane. Gene Ontology annotation, biological process: protein homooligomerization; regulation of G protein-coupled receptor signaling pathway. Gene Ontology annotation, molecular function: protein binding. Lineage: Eukaryota; Metazoa; Chordata; Aves; Anseriformes; Anatidae.